AUGUUUUACUUGAUUGGAUUGGGAUUGUACGAUGAAAAUGACAUUACACUGCGAGGAUUGCAAACUGUAAAAAAAUGUCAGCGCAUCUAUUUAGAAGCAUAUACAUCUAUUUUGCUUGUAAAUAAGGAUCGCCUGGAGUCACUUUAUGAAAAAGAAAUUACGCUUGCCGAUCGUGAAAUGGUAGAAAGCAACAGCGAUGAAAUCUUGAAAGAUGCAGAUACUUGCGAUGUCGCUAUGCUUGUCGUGGGCGAUCCUAUGGGUGCUACUACCCAUGCUGAUUUGGUAUUACGCGCCCGUGAACUCAAUAUUCCUGUGCGAAUGAUUCAUAAUGCAUCCAUCAUGAACGGAAUUGGCGCUAGCGGUCUACAACUCUACAAAUUUGGCCAAACCGUCAGCCUUGUAUAUUUUGAAGGAAAUUAUCGUCCUCAAAGUUUCUAUGACCGCAUUAAAGAAAACGUUAGUUUAGGUCUUCACACCUUGGUGCUUCUUGACAUUAAAGUGAAAGAACAAAGCUGGGAAAACCUUGCCCGGGGUCGUAAAAUCUACGAGCCUCCUCGUUAUAUGUCAGCUAGUUUGGCUGCUCAACAAAUGAUAGAAGUUGAAGAGGAUCGCAAAGAAGACAUCUGUUCCGCUGAUUCAUUGGCUGUGGCUAUAGGUAGACUUGGCUCUGAUGAUCAAGUAAUUGUUUCUGGUACUUUGGGUGAAAUUGCUGAAUACGAUGUUGGACCUCCUCUUCACAGCGUUCUCCUUGUUGGCAAAGAAGUUCACGAUAUGGAACUGGACUAUCUGAAGAUGUUUGCCAUCAACAAAAAUAAUUUUGAACGUGUUGCAAAGUUGUACCUUCAAAGAUAA
Schizosaccharomyces osmophilus is the source of this 852-nucleotide messenger RNA. RefSeq names its product diphthine synthase Dph5 (gene dph5). Bases 1 to 852 code for a protein of 283 amino acids. Gene Ontology annotation, biological process: protein histidyl modification to diphthamide. The record is from RefSeq and is a predicted model, not a curated record. The transcript has 4 exons. Gene Ontology annotation, molecular function: diphthine synthase activity. Lineage: Eukaryota; Fungi; Ascomycota; Schizosaccharomycetes; Schizosaccharomycetales; Schizosaccharomycetaceae.